Molecule: messenger RNA, 2182 nt
Organism: Phragmites australis (common reed)
Lineage: Eukaryota; Viridiplantae; Streptophyta; Magnoliopsida; Poales; Poaceae
Exons: 5
Coding region: 230-1843 (537 amino acids)
Biological process (GO): protein transport
Source: RefSeq, a predicted model, not a curated record
ACCUCUAUCAAACUUCGAGCCUACCCAGUUCCCAAAGAAGAAUCAGCUGCACAGCAGCACAGCUCAAUGUUGGCCCCUCCAAAGCUAACUCCGUAGUCUACAAGCAAGUCAGGUUUCUUCGCCACAGAGCACCAAUCCAGAGACCAAUAUAAGAGGGGGGAAGAAACAAUCCGUCACCACCGCAGCGCCAAUAGAACCACCGCCGGCGCAGCCUAGCAGGCCAGCAGCCAUGGGUCUCUUCGGCAAGAACAGCUCCAAGCAGACCGCCAAGCUCAAGUCCCUGGUCAAGCUCGCCGCCGCGCGCCUCGCCGUCGUACGCCGGCCGCGCCUCGGCCGUCGGUCCAUCGCCCGCAGCGACGUCGGGCAGCUCCUCGCCAUCGGCAACCUCGACCGCGCUCUCCUCCGCGCGGAGCAAGUGAUAGAGGAGGACAACACGCUAGAGGUGCUGGACAUCAUAGAGCUCUACUGCAAAAUCCUCAUCGAGCAAGCCGCGCAGCUGGAUAAGCCCAAGGAGUGCAGCGAGGAGAUCAAGGAGGCGGCGGCCGGGCUGAUGUUCGCAUCGGCGCGGUGCGGCGAGCUGCCGGAGCUGCUGGACGCGCGGGCCAUCCUGGCGGACAAGUUCGGCCGGGACUUCGCCACGGCGGCCAAGGAGGGCGCCCACGGCGUCGUCGACCCCACUUUGGUGCGGAAGUUGUCCGGCGAGAGGGCGAGCUUGGAGCAGAAGAGGAGGUUGGCCAAGGAGAUCGCCGCCGAGCACGACAUCUUGCUGGACUUCCCUGAGACUCACCGGCAGGUUGGUUGCACGACCACACAGAUCAACGGUCAUAGUGUACAAGCCAAGAAGGCGCCAGCCAAAGAAUUUAUCGAAGAGAGUGCGGUCAAGACGGAUCAUCAUGAGGUGCAGGGGAAGCAGAAUUCUGUUGAUGGCAAGGUGAAACCCAGCCUUGCGCAGCUGAGCGUAGAAGAGAAGGUGUCGAGGGAGUCCAAGAAGUACCUCGACGCAAGGAUGGCGGCGGAGGCAGCCUUCGAGUCGGCGUCGUUCGCCGCGAUGGCCGCCCGGGCGGCAGUCGAGCUGUCGCGGUCGGAGUCCCAGGGGAAGGGAUCGAGGGGCGGUGGCUACGACAAGGUGCAUCCCGUGCAGGUGCAGACCUCGGCAGCCACGGAGCAAGGGGCGGCGCCGCAGUGGAGACCACAGAAGUCCCCAUCGCCGUCACCGUCGUGGAGUGACAGGAGCACGGUGACUUCGAUCGGGUCGGGCCCGGCGCACAAGGGGAAAGGCGUCGUGUUCGACCAGAGCGACGUGGAAGUGGAGGACGAGGUGGUGGACGACGUCGUCUGGCCGCUGCCGCAGCUGCGCCAGCCAUCCUACAGGAGGACGGCCUCCGCAGUGGGCACCGGCGGCGCUGCCGGCACGCGACCGUUCCAGGACGGCGCGCCCUACAACAACCUGCAGCAAGCGCGCCCGCCGAACAGGCGGCACGCCACGGAGUUCGCCGGCGGCAACGCGCAUGCGCAUGCGCUUCACAACGCCCUGGCCGCUCAGCGCGGCCAGUACGUGACCCCGCCGUACCGGAGGAACCCGACAGCCAACACAAGAACCAACGGCGGCGUGGCGCGGGACGGUGACGCGUACGAGAGCUCGGCGUACGCCCACCCGCCGUACUCGAGGAUCGUGUCCGCGCUGGAGCGCAGCAACGAGCACAUCGCGCGGCACGAGGAGGUGCGCAGGAUCGGCACGGACGCGCGGGUGCUCCAGGAGAGGGUGUACGGCGCCGCGCCCGGACUGGGGCACGGGCCGCUGAACCCGGAGAGGAGGGCCAACUCGGUGCGCACGAGGAGAUGAGAGGGCUCUUCGGUUGCAGAACGGCAGUUAGUUCAGGCUUCAGAGCUGGAAUACUACCCGUUGAGCUGAAGUUCCGGCGCAGGAAAUCGGGUCCGUUGCUUCGCCGGCAGAGUGGCGGUUUCAGUGGUUUGGUGCGGAAUCCCUGGAGAUUUCCUGCCUCUGGAAAAUCACACGAGUAUAAUCAAAUAGAACGAGGGGCUGUGCGUGGCGCGGAUGAUGGAUAUCUUUUUGUACAGAGAGAGAGAGAGAGUGGAGUACUGAGUGUGAAUGUGUGAUAAAUUGCCAAUUGUUUUCUGUAAAAAGUGAGGAGUUUUUAAUUGUAGGUGUGCUUCAGCUGCA